AUGAAUAAGACUCCGCCCUCGGCGCCGACUCCCACACUUGCUGUCGUGCGGUGUCGUGCUCCAAAUCGAUUCCAACUCCUCACUAUCCAAGCGCGCGCCCACUGCAAGCUUAACGAGAAGCUGCUGAAGGUUCGCCCGAAACAGCGAAUCAAGCCCCACCACCGCCCCCGAAACCAGCCCGAAGCUCGAUCACACGGCGUCUGCGACUGCCACCUCCGAGUGCCAAGCAUCUCGGAGGCCGAGUUGGGCUGUGAAAGGGGUGACGAGAAUAUUGUUUCGGGGGAAGACGUCGGGGAGAACGUCAGAGAAGCAAACAGAGAGGCGUCAUACACCCCACAGUCGGAUCAAAGUUGA
This is a messenger RNA of Trichosporon asahii var. asahii CBS 2479, 354 nucleotides long. RefSeq lists its product as uncharacterized. The record is from RefSeq and is a predicted model, not a curated record. Lineage: Eukaryota; Fungi; Basidiomycota; Tremellomycetes; Trichosporonales; Trichosporonaceae. The coding region runs from base 1 to 354 and encodes 117 amino acids. The transcript has a single exon.